Molecule: messenger RNA, 1488 nt
Organism: Dictyostelium purpureum
Lineage: Eukaryota; Evosea; Eumycetozoa; Dictyosteliales; Dictyosteliaceae
Exons: 1
Coding region: 1-1488 (495 amino acids)
Source: RefSeq, a predicted model, not a curated record
AUGAUGCAAUUAUAUAUUUAUGGGUACAUAAUUGAUUUUAUAAUAUUUCAAAAAAUUAAUGGUCAACUAUAUAGAUUUCGAUCAGCUCGAUAUAAUGAAGCAAUAAAUAAUAAUGAAAUUAUCAAUUAUGCAUUAGUGUGUAAGAGUUGGUUCAAAUUGACCAGGUUAUCGUUAGAAUCAAGUUUAAGCUAUCUAAGUUUUGACUUUUUUAAACCUCUUAUGGUAAACAAUAUCAAUAAUAGUCAGUUCAAAAUAAUAAAAGAUCCAAAUAUUAGACUAUUUCAUUCAUAUAAAGAUUACUAUGAAUUUGUUAAUAAUGAUGAUUAUAAAAAUAAUAAUAAUAAUAAUUUAAAGGUUUUAAUAAAUAUCGAAAAACCAAUUAAAAAUUUUAAUCCAUACAUAGACUAUCCAAAUAUUAAAUUUCAAGAUAAUGUCGAAUUUAAUUUCAAAAUUAAUUUUGAAGAUAAAGAUUUAUUAGAUAAAAUCAAUAAUUUAAAAAUCAAUAAAAUUACACUAUGUGGAUUUCCACCAGUAAAUUCAGAGACACAAGGAAAAAAUAGAUUUGAUAUAGUUACAAAAUUAUUACCUAAAAAGUUGGAAUACAAAGAUUCAUAUUUACACAAGGAUUACAGCGAAUUAUUUGAAAUGGAAUCUCUUGAAUCAAUCGACAUUGUAGGUCUGGAUCACGUAGAGCCAAAAACAUUAGCAAGAAUCAACAACGAAAAGACAAAGCUAGAAAUUGCGUUUAUUCCCAUUUAUUUCCACGAUAUUAUUAGGGCAGUUAAUAAUGUAGAGUUACCAACUACCGAUAUCAGUUUAAGGAAGACAUGUAAAAACUUUUGUCAAAAUAUCGAAUUCCCGAGCAACUAUAGAAAUCAAGUAAAGAAUGAUUUUGAAAUGAUGAUCCAUACUCUAAGUGAAAAUAGAACUAUCAAAUGGUUAGCUCUAGCUGAUCUCUGUAUGAAGGGGGAAUGCAAUAUUGAUAACCUGGACUACUCUUUUGUAACAAACUCAUUAAAAUCACUAAUAUUAAAUAAUAGAACAAUCAAAGAACUCGGUUUUUAUUUUUUCGAUUUAAUCGAUAAUAAUAUAAUUUCAGCACUCAGAGAAACAAGGACACUCAAAACUUUAUCAUUUGUUCCAAUUAAAAACAAACUACUUGAAUCAGCAACAACUAUAAUAGAGCAAAUUGUAUCCUACAAUAAAUCAAUCAGAGUUUUAAAAUUAUUGAAUAUGGAAUGGACCAAAAUUGAAGAUUUGUAUAAAUUAGUAGAAAUUCUCAAAAACAAUUCGAAUUCACUUCAAUUAUAUUCACUGGUACUUUUAUUUAGAAAAUCUGCAACCUUCGAACAUUUUAACCUAAUCAAAGAUAUCACAAAUAAAAUAUUUGAUCUUCAUUUAAAUAUAUACGAAAUUAAUAUUUACUCUUUGGUUGCAGAUGAAAAAAUACAAUUUCAAAUUUUAAAUAAUAAAAUAUUUAUUUACUAA